AUGGCGUCAAACCAACAGGACGCCAAUAUCGGUGUUGUGGACAGACAAACGGAGCCGAAGCGUCGAAGGCGCUCCAGCGGAACAGCGUUCAGUAGCAUGGAGCUUCACAGGCGCUUCGAAGAGCAUGUGGCUAAAGCGCAGCAACUCUUUUUACAGGGCAAUAAGGAUGGCGCAGAGCAGGAGGCAACGCUAGCGCUGCGUAUUCACCCUACAGAUCACCUAUUCGCACUCCUUGCUGUCAUAGCAGAGUCCAAAGGACAGUUCAACCGCGCAAGCGACUUGCGUCUGCUCCAGGCAUUCAUGGCAAAUGAUGCAGUGCUGUGGGAGGAGCUGCUCCAUGAGUUCAUGCAGGAGCGAUUGUAUUACAAGUCAGCGGUGUGUUUGCAUCGACUAGCAGUCCUGGAGACAAGGGACAAGGUGCGCUACCGGACUCUGCAGUUGCAGUUGGCGGAUCUAUACAUCGGGUUGGGAGAGUUCAAACGUGCUGCCCACAUAUUGAUUUCUUUGUGGAAUGGAAGCAGGUGCCGUGACUUUGAGGUAUUUGCAAUGCUGUCGUCUCUUUUUUUUCAACUGGGGAGGUGGAAUUCCCUGCAUCGCCUUAUUGAAUCAAGUCUUAAGAGUACUUUCCGCCCUGUAGUGUGCACGAUGGAAGGUGGUGAAAAGCCACCCGAUGCUCCGUCCUCACGCCUCGGCAGGGAGCCUUCGACCGUGGAGGGUAAGGAAGAACUGACUGCUCCUAUGGCCAGGCGAAGGGUGCCCAGGCGUGUCCGUUUUUUUGGUGUCGACGAUAACGACGAGUGCGAUAAUGACACUGACAGUGUUGUGAAGCGAGCGGAGGGGAUUCAGCAAGCGGGAUCGUUGUCACAACCCACGCCAACGGUGGACAAUACUUGUUUGGCUGAAGCUCUGUGUGAGGGAGAUGAUUUUGAUUUCACUAGUGAAGGGUGUGACUCUCAAAGUGUUCAUGGCAUCCGUUCGGGUGCUUGCGCGACACCCUCAGCAGUAAUUCAUUCGAUGUAUGGUGACAGUGUGAAGUUUCGUACGGCGACGGACAAAAAAAACUUUCUUACGCUUGUAAACGUCCAUGCUGAACUGUUAAAUGAGGAGGGCAAUUUUCCUGACACUGUACGACUGGUGGAAUUUGCUGCAGGGUGCCUCAAUGUGUCCCUGCUGGAGCUUCAUCCUGAUUUGCUUGUUCGUCUCGGGGUAGCGUACGCUUUUUUGGGGGGAAUGGAGCAGCAGUGCCGUGAAGUAUUUCACCACCUCGUUGACACCUGUCCGAUGGCUGAAUAUGGCGAUGUUCUGUACGACGCUGCCAAUGCGCUCCAGCAAGUAGGGUUGCAUACGGAGGCACGAAUGCUCUUUCAGACAGUCCGCCGUUACCACGAAUUUCGUAUGAAGGGCAGUAAUGGCAACGCUGAUGAUGGUAACAAUCUGGAUGAUGAAGAGAAGACGGAGGUGAAGACGGUUUUUGUUGCGGCCCUCUUCGCCGAGAGCCAAUGUGAAGCUUCGUUGGGAAACAUCGAGGUCGCAUGCGAUAACCUCUGCCGAGUGCUUGAGGUAGACCCUCACCACCUCCAAUCCCGUCUGGCUCUGGGUCGGUUGUGCAUGUACGACAUGAAUGACACCGAGCGGGCUAUUGAAGUUCUCACCCCACGCGAGAGUGAACCUCCCCUUGAACGUAUUCAGCUUGCUGCAGAGCUGGUUCGUGUGUUUGCUCGGUCGAAGAAGUACGUGGAGGCUAUCGCGCUCGGCGUCUCCGUGUUUGAGCUCAUUAUGUCUAGCCAGUAUGAGGGUGACGCGGACUCUGUUGCUCCAGGUUCAACCAGGCGCAGCACGGCUCCCCUGUCGAUGCCUACCCUUUCCCCCGCCAGCUCCGCGAUAAUUCCCCCGUCAGCUAUAUCUGACAUCGUUAAUGGCCCCCGGCUGUCGAGCUCCGCUGAUUUGUCCAGUACUCGACUUUCACAUGCGCUUGCUACAUCUAUACGCGCAUCGAGUGUCGCUUUUCGGAUCAACUUAGCACGGCGAGGUGGUACGCCGCUGACGGCAUCGGUAUAUGGGGCUUCUGCGGCGGCGUCGACGGUGGCUGGCUGGUCGCACGGGGACGAGGAGACUGGUCAGAAAGAUAGCUCAACUAUAUUUCGCUUUAAUCGAACUCUUAAGCCGGUGGGGUGCCUUCGGCCCGUGAAUAAGGGUACCUGCAACCGGAAGUGCCCUAGAGCUGCGGACGAGGGGGACGUGGAUACUGAGGAUGACUGUCGGCGGGCCAGAAAACGUCGACGCGAAGAGGAAGUUGCACAACGAGAUGUGCGGUCCUUUUGGAAGGAACACGCUGACUCCGACACGGACAACUGUGGGGAACCUUCUAACCAGGAGAAUGAAACAGAGCAUCAAAUGGAGCAGGGUGGUGCGCAUUUGUCCACUGAUAAAAAAUCUGAGAACGAGGAUGAAGGCCCUUGCAUCGAUGAUGGUAGUGAUGACGGCGAUGCCACCAGGUUUGAGUUGCCCUCCUUAGAAGAGGUCAGUAAACAGUUUGGCGAUUCUUACAUGCAGGAGCUCUUUAUGCAGGCCUCAAGCAAUGAGGCAAUGACUUCUGCGGGACAUAUGCCGGCCUCCAAUGUUGGGGGGACGAUAGCUCUAGACAAUGUACUAGGCGAUGACACUGAAGCAGGCUUGGGACAGGCGGCGGCACCGUUGCGCGUGACGAUGCGCGACGCGUUAAAGGUGCUGGGUUGUGCCGGGUUUAUUGAACUCGCUGUUACCGUCGUUGAUUGCUACGGGGCAAUUGGGAAAUUUACGGAGGCGAAGGAGUUCGCCUUCGUUGUGCUAAUUGGCUGCCAGCGCACAAGCAUUUUUCGUCACCUAGUCACAAUGGAGCGCCCCCUUCGUUGGGCCGUUCUGCGUGCUGCUCUUGCAUCGGGAGAGUGUGAAGAUGCGUAUCGUGUAGGAAUUCGUCUCUUACAGGAACAAUGCAGUGAGCAAGAGAAAGAUAGGAUAUUGGAGUUGCUAUUUGGUGUGCUCAACCGCACGGAGAUGGGCUCUUCCAUUCUGCUCCGCCUUGUGGCAGGGGGAUACCAGGAAAAUCCAUCGGUGCUUGUUCUUUUGGGAAAUCGCUACUUCCUCCGCCGUACAUACAUUCGGGCACUUAACAUGUAUCUCGCCGCCAUGCAGAGGCGUCCCAACGAUGUUCUUGUCUGCUUCCUUGUGGGUGUGUGCUUUCUGUUGGUUAGCCACCAAAAGAGAAUACGUGCAAGAAACGCAUGCGUGGUGUCCGCCUGGCACUAUUUGUUGAGGUAUCAAGGGGCUUUGCGUGACAUUGGCCCUCAGCGCCAGGCCGAGGCAACGUAUAACUGUGCCCGAGCCCUACAAUACCUCGGGCUACACCACCUUUCCACGCCCCUGUACGAACAGGUCGCGUACGAGUACAGCGUGCCGGAACAGUGCUCCCUACCUCUACAGCGCGCUGCGCGGUUCAACUUGUAUUUUACGUACCGUUGGCGCACAGGCAACUCGAGGCUGGCGCUUGAUGCGUUGCAGCCCCGGUUUUGA
Molecule: messenger RNA, 3549 nt
Organism: Trypanosoma brucei brucei TREU927
Lineage: Eukaryota; Euglenozoa; Kinetoplastea; Trypanosomatida; Trypanosomatidae
Exons: 1
Coding region: 1-3549 (1182 amino acids)
Biological process (GO): transcription by RNA polymerase III
Cellular component (GO): transcription factor TFIIIC complex
Molecular function (GO): protein binding
Source: RefSeq, a predicted model, not a curated record